Sapajus apella (tufted capuchin) is the source of this 4859-nucleotide messenger RNA. It is a transcript of the gene CR1, whose product is annotated as complement C3b/C4b receptor 1 (Knops blood group). Gene Ontology annotation, biological process: negative regulation of complement activation, classical pathway. The record is from RefSeq and is a predicted model, not a curated record. The transcript has 28 exons. NCBI's taxonomy places the organism in Eukaryota, Metazoa, Chordata, Mammalia, Primates, Cebidae. Bases 109 to 4743 code for a protein of 1544 amino acids.
CCCGCAGUCCUCCCCAUAUUCUGGGCGCGGAGCACAGCGAUUGGUCACUCCUAUUUUCGCUGAGCUUCUCCUAUUUCAAUUUUCUUCGAGAUCAAAUCUGCUUUCUAGAUGUGCUUGGAGAGGAUGGGGGCCUCUUCUCCGAGAAGCCCAGAGCCUGUGGAGCCGCCGGCGCCCGGUCUCCCCUUCUGCUGCAGAGGAACCCCGCUGGCGGUUGUGGUGCUGCUCGCGCUGCCGGUGGCCUGGGGUCAAUGCAAUGCCCCUGAAUUGCUUCCAUUUGCCAAGCCUAUCAACCCAACUGAUGAGUCUCAGUUUCCCAUUGGGACAUAUUUAAAGUACAAAUGCCUCCCCGGUUAUUACGGAAGACCGUUUUCUAUCGUCUGCCUAAAAAACUCAGUCUGGACUAGUGCUACGGACAGCUGCAGACGUAGAUCAUGUCGUAAUCCUCCAGAACCUGUGAAUGGCAUGGUGCAUGUGAUCAAAGACAUCAUGUUUGGAUCCCAAAUUAAUUAUUCUUGUAAUAAAGGAUACCGACUCAUUGGUUCCUCGUCUGCCACAUGCAUCAUCUCAGACACUACUGUCAUUUGGGAUAAAGAAGCACCUAUUUGUGACAUAAUUCCCUGUGGGCCACCCCCCACCAUCACCAAUGGAUAUUUCAUUAGCACCAGCACAGAGGAUUUUCACUAUGGAUCAGUGGUGACCUACCGCUGCAAACCUGGAAGCAGAGGGAGAAAUGUGUUUGAACUCGUGGGUGAGCCCUCCAUAUACUGCACCAGCAAUGAGGAUCAAGAGGGCGUCUGGAGCGGCCCGGCCCCUCAGUGCAUUAUACCUAACAAAUGCAUGCCUCCAAAUGUUGAAAAUGGAAUAAUGGUAUCUGACAACAGAAGUUUAUUUUCCUUAAAUGAAGUUGUGGAAUUCAGGUGUCAGCCUGGCUUUGUCAUGAAAGGUUCCCCCCGUGUGCAAUGCCAGCCCCUGAACAAAUGGGAGCCAGAGUUACCAAGCUGCUCCAGGGUAUGUCAGCCGCCUCCAGAUAUCCUGCAUGGUGAGCAUACCCAAAGGGACAAGGACAACUUUUGGCCUGGCCAGGAGGUGUUGUACAGCUGUGAGCCCGGCUAUGAUCUCAGAGGGGCUGCUUCUCUGCGCUGCACACCCCAGGGAGACUGGAGCCCUGCAGUCCCCAGAUGUGAAGUGAAAUCCUGCGAUGACUCCCUGGACCAACUUCCUAAUGGCCGUGUGCUGUUUCCACCUAAUCUCCAGCUUGGAGCAAAAGUGGACUUUGUUUGUAAUGAAGGAUUUCAAUUAAAAGGCAGCUCUGCUAGUUAUUGCGUCUUGGCUGGAAUGGAAAGCCUUUGGAAUAGCAGUGUUCCAGUGUGUGAACAAAUCUUUUGUCCAAGCCCUCCAGUUAUCCCUAACGGGAGACAUACAGGAAAACCUCUGGAAGUCUUUCCCUUUGGAAAAGCAGUAAAUUACACAUGUGACCCCGACCCAGUCAGCGGGAAGACCUUUGACCUUGUUGGGGAGAGCACCAUCUACUGCACAAGUGACCCCCAAGGAAAUGGGAUUUGGAGCAGCCCUGCCCCUCGCUGUGGAAUUCUGGGUCACUGUAAAGCCCCAGAUCAUUUUCUGUUUGCUAAACUGAAAACCCAAACCGAUGCAUCUGACUUUCCCAUUGGGACAUCUUUAAAGUACGAAUGCCGUCCUGAGUAUUACGGGAUGCCAUUCUCUAUCACAUGUCUAGAUAACCUGGCCUGGUCAAGUCCCAAAAAUGUCUGCAAACGUAAAUCAUGUAAAACUCCUUCAGAUCCAAAGAAUGGCGUGGUGCAUGUGAUCACAAACAUCCAGCUUGGAUCCAGAAUCAACUAUUCUUGUAUUACAGGGUACCGCCUCAUUGGUCGGUCAUCUGCUGAAUGUAUCAUCUCAGGCAAUACUGCCCACUGGAGCACAAAGCCACCAAUUUGUCAACAAAUUCCUUGUCGGCCGCCCCCCGCCAUCGCCAAUGGAUAUUUCACUAGCACCAACAGGGAGAUUUUUCACUAUGGAUCAGUGGUGACCUACCACUGCAAUCCUGGAAGCAGAGGGAGAAAUCUGUUUCAGCUCGUGGGUGAGCGCUCCAUACACUGCACCAGCAAUGAGGAUCAAGAGGGCGUCUGGAGCGGCCCGGCCCCUCAGUGCAUUAUACCUAACAAAUGCAUGCCUCCAAAUGUUGAAAAUGGAAUAAUGGUAUCUGACAACAGAAGUUUAUUUUCCUUAAAUGAAUUUGUGGAGUUCAGGUGUCAGCCUGGCUUUGUCAUGAAAGGUUCCCCCCGUGUGCAAUGCCAGCCCCUGAACAAAUGGAAGCCAGAGUUACCAAGCUGCUCCAGGGUGUGUCAGCCACCUCCAGAAAUUCUGCAUGGUGAGCAUACCCAAAGCAAUCAGGUCAACUUUUCACCUGGGCAGGAAGUAUUCUACAGCUGUGAGCCCGGCUAUGAACUCAGAGGGGCUGCUUCUCUGCGCUGCACACCUCAGGGAGACUGGAGCCCUGAAGACCCCAGAUGUGCAGUGAAAUCCUGUGAUGACUUCUUGGAUCAACUCCCUCAUGGCCAUGUGCUGCUUCCACUUAAUCUCCAGCUUGGGGCAAAAGUGUCCUUUAUUUGUGAUGAAGGGUUUCGCUUGAAAGGCAGUUCCGUUAGUCAUUGUGUCUUGGUUGGAAUAAGAAGCCUUUGGAGUGACAGUGUUCCUGUGUGUGAACAAAUAUUUUGUCCAAAUCCUCCAGCUAUCCUUAAUGGGAGACACACAGAAACUCCCCUUGGAGAUAUUCCCUAUGGAAAAGAAGUAUCUUACACAUGCGACCCCCACCCAGGCAGAGGGAUGACCUUCAACCUCAUUGGGGAGAGCACCAUCCGCUGCACAAGUGACCCUCAAGGGAAUGGGGUUUGGAGCAGCCCCCCUCCUCGCUGUGAACUUUCUGUUCCUACUGGUCACUGUAAAACCCCAGAGCAGUUUCCAUUUGCCAGUCCUACAACCCCAAUUAAGGAGUCUGAGUUUCCAGUUGGGACAUCUUUGAAUUACGAAUGCCAUCCUGGGUAUUUUGGGAGUAUGUUCUCUAUCUCCUGCUUAGAAAACUUGGUCUGGUCAAGUGCUGAAGACAACUGUAGACGAAAAUCAUGUGGAACUCCUCCAAAACCCUUCAAUGGAAUGGUUCAUGUAAACACAGACACCCAUUUUGGAUCAACAAUUAAUUAUUCUUGUAAUGAAGGGUUUCGACUCAUUGGUUCCCCAUCCACUGUUUGUCUCGUCUCAGGCAAUAAUGUCGCAUGGGAUAAGGAGGCACCUAUUUGUGAGAUUAUAUCUUGUGAGCCACCUCCAACCAUAUCCAACGGAGACUUCUACAGCAACAAUAGAACUUCUUUUCACAAUGGAACAGUGGUAACUUACCAGUGCCACACUGGACCAGAUGGAGAACAGCUGUUUGAGCUCGUGGGAGAACGAUCAAUAUACUGCACCAGCAAAGAUGAUCAAGUUGGUGUUUGGAACAGCCCUCCACCUCAGUGCAUUUCUCUUAAUAAAUGCACAGCUCCAGAAGUUGAAAAUGGAAUUAGAGUGACAGGAAAUAGGAAUUUAUAUUUCCUCAAUGAGAUCGUGAGCUUUAGAUGUCAGCCCGGCUUUGUCAUGGUAGGGUUCCACAUCGUGCAGUGCCAGACCAACAACACAUGGGGACCCAAGCUGCCACACUGCUCCAGGGUGUGUCAGCCACCUCCAAAAAUCCUGCAUGGUGAGCAUACCCCAAGUGAUCAGGACCACUUUUCACCUGGACAGGAAGUGUUCUACAGCUGUGAGCCCGGCUAUGACCUCAGAGGGGCUGCUUCUCUGCACUGCACACCUCAGGGAGACUGGAGCCCUGAAGCCCCCAGAUGUGCAGUGAAAUCCUGUAAUGACUUCCUGAGCCAACUCCCUCAUGGCCGUGUGCUGUUUCCACUUAAUCUCCAGCUUGGAGCAAAGGUUUCCUUUGCUUGUGAUGAAGGGUUCCGAUUAAAAGGCAGGUCUGCUAGUCAUUGUGUUUUGACUGGAAUGAAAGCCCUUUGGAACAGCAGUGCUCCAGUGUGUGAACAAAUAUUUUGUCCAAAUCCUCCAACUAUCCUUAAUGGGACACAUACAGGAACUCCCCUUGGAGAUAUUCCCUAUGGAAAAGAAGUAUCUUACACAUGCGACCCCCACCCAGACAGAGGGAUGACCUUCAACCUCAUUGGGGAGAGCACCAUCCGCUGCACAAGUGACCCUCAAGGGAAUGGGGUUUGGAGCAGCCCCGCCCCUCGCUGUGAACCUUCUGCUCAUGCUGCCUGUCCACAUCUACCCAAGAUCCAAAAUGGGCAUUACAUUGGAGGACACGUACCUCCAUAUCUACCUGGUAUGAUAAUCAACUACAUUUGUGACCCCGGCUACCUGUUAGUGGGAAAGACCUUCAUUUUCUGUACAGAACAGGGAACCUGGAGCCAAUUGGAUCACUCUUGCAAAGAGGUAAAUUGUAGCUUCCCACAGUUUAUGAAUGGAAUCCCAAAGAAGUUAGAAAUGAGAAAAGUAUAUCACUAUGGAGAUUAUGUAACUUUGGAGUGUGAAGAUGGGUAUACUCUGGAAGGCAGUCCCUGGAGCCAGUGCCAGGCGGAUGACAGAUGGGACCCUCCUCUGGCCAUAUGUACCCCUCGUGCACAUAAUGCUCUCAUAGUUGGUAAGUUUUAUGAAGGGUUUGCUGAGGAAUUCUGGCAUCUUUAACAGUGAGUACCUACCUAUAACGAAUGAAAUGUAAAAAGAGAGAUCAAAAUAUCUUGAGUUGUAAGUUCAACUAGAAAGAAAAUAAUGAUGAGUUUAGGCCAGGAUAUGGUGAAUAG